CAACCUUUGAGACGCGCCGCGAGUAUGUCAGACAUCCAGCAGUAUCUGUUGGGCUAUGACCGCAAUAAGAAGGAAGCCAGUGCUACAGCGCAGCACAGCGCGAACCGACUGCAGAGCGGCCAAUUGAAGCUUCUGAGGCUUGUGGGGGACCUUGGAGACUAUUUCAACAGCGAAGAUGGCGCCAUACGAUCGAAGACGAUCUCCUAUCUCGCCGAAGUCCUGGCCGCGACGCCCCAGAAAGUGCUGUCCCUUCAGCAGCGCAACCUCCUCUGCGACUUUGUAUUGUCCAGGACAGAAGAUAGUGAGGGCCUCGGAUCAUGUGCGAAGGCGCUGCUGGCGCUGGAAGAGCUGGGUAAGUGGGACGAUGGCAGGGUUGUGAGCAUUGUGGAAGCUCUGCUCAGCAACACACACCCUCUGCGCCAGUACAAGCAGCAGACCGAACGAUACCCGGUACUUCGACUGAUCGAUACGCUCAUGGCUAAGUACCGCGAGGCUUUGCGAGCACACCAUACAGAGACAGGCGACUUCUUGCCGCGCUUCAUAUCGUACUUCGAUGGCGAGAAGGACCCGCGCAACCUGAUGGUCGUCUUCUCUAUCCUCAGGGUGCCUAUGACUGAGUGGAACAUUGGUGCAGACGCCCAGGAGCUCUUCGAUGCCGUCUUCAACUAUUUCCCUAUCACGUUCCGACCGCCGCCUGAUGACCCGUACGGCAUCACCGCGCAAGAUCUCAAGGACCGCCUAAGAGACUGCAUAUCCUCGACACCGGACUUUGCGCCCUACGCUUUCCCUGCUUUGUUAGAUAAGCUCGACUCGACGUCAAUGAACACAAAGCGUGACGUGCUUCAGACCAUCACUGCUUCGGUCAAUGAAUACGGACCUCGAACGAUCUCGCUCUACUCUAUUACCCUGUGGGAUGCCUUGAAGUUCGAAAUCUUGAACGUGCAAGAGGAGGACAUAGCCGAAGAGACUUUGAAUGGUUUAGCUGCGAUUGCACGAACUUUGUCGCAGGGAGCCAGUGGACCGCUCAACGCUUACCUCCGGCCCAUCAUCAAAGAAUGUAACGAACAUCUCGAGGACGCACCCACAAAACAGUCGCAAGCGUCUGCACGCAUAUUGCACAAGAUUGCGCAAGUGUCUGCUGAGGUAACCAACAUCCUAUUAGCAGGUGUGCUACCGACUCUGUUUCUGCUGUUCCAGAAUGCAGACACCAUGGCGAAACGAAGAGGGCUACUUGAAGUUCUGAUCCAACUGGUACGCGCCAACGUUGCUAUAUAUGGCGACUGGCGGGCGCCAGGUGCUGCGGGAGACCAAGUAGGUGCCAAUGCUUUAAAAGAGUUCAGAGGACAAUCACUGGAGGUCCUCCUCCACGGUCUGGAGUCGGCGCCAGCUAAAGAGGUCUCCUUCCGGUUAGUGUGCCUGGAUGGACUACUACAACUGUCAAAAGCACGACAACUCCUAAGCGACGAUGACGUUGGUAAGACGAUAGAAGUCUUGCAGAAUGUCAUCAUUCACGAGUACUCGUAUGGCAAAGACGAAUUAAAAGAAGCUGCCGUCAAUGGUAUCGUGGACAUCGCACACCAGAAGCCUCAAGUCGUGGUUGACAAAGCGUUCCCUGCCUUCUUAGCGCAGCUGCCGGACAGCGACGCUGAUGGUUCCAGAAGCUAUUCAUCGGUACUGGAGGCAUUUGCAAAGCUUGCCAGCGAGGAAAAGAUCUUUGACACGGUCCUGCUACGAUUGAAGAACAAAUUUGGUACAGCAGUGCAACAAGGGUCUUCAUCAACCUACCUUGUUGCCCUACUAUCAGCAAUGCUUUAUGCUCUCAACAAGGGUGAGGCUAAGCUCUCGCAAAGCCCUGAAACUUCGACAUAUUACCAUGACAUCGCACUACCAUUACUACAGCGAGCAUCAAGCUCCGAUUCAUCACACCCGUCCGCUUUCAAUGACGAAAGCACACUUGAUCUAGUCGGACGGAUAUGCGGUCUCAUCAUUAGGUCGCAAACCGCAGAGUCGCAAAACGCGAUAUCCGCAGAACUAUACACCCUCUUCCGUGGCACACCGCAAUCAGACCUGCCUCCCUUCAAUCUCAAUGCUGCACCAGAAACGGACAAAACCAUGGUGAUCAGCACUCACCUCUUGGCCUCGGUCAGAAAAGAGACUGCUCUCCCUUGUGAGCUGCAACUUCUCACCACAUUACUGGCCGAGUACGCACAACAACCGCGCCUUUCAAUUCCUGUUCGAUCAGCAUCCUUACGCCAGCUCUCUCUGAUCAUCAACAAGUACUACUCUGCGUCUGGCCUCAAGACAUGUAUGGAGCCUUUAAUUUCCAAGUUCGACCUCUUCAGCAGCGAGAAGCUUGACACGCAACGGAUACGAGUUAUCUUCGCCUGCUUGAAAGGUAUCGUCCUAAGGAGCAGCCCGGUACUUAACACGUUAUACCCUACGGUGCUCUCACUACUUUCACAUCCACAGCACGGCAGUACAGUCGCGCAUGGCUUCACGACGCUUUUGCAGCCGGAUGACUUGUUGACAAAACAAAAUCACUGCCAGAUUUCGGGCUUACACAAGCAGAAGAGCUUUGCGCUGCUGGUUCCCAACAUCACACAAUCUUUCCGCGAGGCAUCGGCUGAGACGAAACCAAACUACCUCAUCGCACUGAGCGGUGUUCUCAGGUGGAUGCCUUUUGACAUUGUCGUUGAAGAGGCCGACCAGCUCGUCACUCUGCUCUUGCAGUCACUGGAUCUGAAGGGCAUUGACAUCGUCAAGGAGGCCACAAUCGGGACACUUGCAUCGACGCUCGUCGAGAAACCGAAGAUCCUCGAGGAGUACAGUGGCAGCUUGAUCUCACGUCUCCUUGCCAAUGCCACAGUGAGCAGGGACUCACCUUCGCCAGCCAGGGUGCGCGUAGCAGCGCUACGGUGCCUUACACUGGUGCCGGAGAAGUUCAGGCAAGAGACUGUUCUGCCGUACCGGAGACAGGUGGUCAAGAAGCUGACAAUUGCAUUGGAUGACAAGAAGAGAGAAGUCAGGAGUGCAGCGGUCAAGUGCCGCGCCAAAUGGUUGGAGAUUGACGAGGCUGGCGAUGAUGAUUAGAUGACACGCAAUAUAACGACUGGCUGGAAAGCUGAACAGAUAGAUUCAAAGAU
Messenger RNA from Macroventuria anomochaeta, 3143 nucleotides. Its product is annotated as ARM repeat-containing protein. The coding region runs from base 25 to 3090 and encodes 1021 amino acids. NCBI's taxonomy places the organism in Eukaryota, Fungi, Ascomycota, Dothideomycetes, Pleosporales, Didymellaceae. The record is from RefSeq and is a predicted model, not a curated record. Gene Ontology annotation, cellular component: cytosolic [4Fe-4S] assembly targeting complex. The transcript has 2 exons. Gene Ontology annotation, biological process: iron-sulfur cluster assembly.